Molecule: messenger RNA, 968 nt
Organism: Drosophila arizonae
Lineage: Eukaryota; Metazoa; Arthropoda; Insecta; Diptera; Drosophilidae
Gene: RabX4
Product: RAS oncogene family member RabX4
Molecular function (GO): GTPase activity; GTP binding
Source: RefSeq, a predicted model, not a curated record
AAAUUGACAAAUGCCAAUAAUUAAUUCAACAGCAGCAGAGGCAGCAGCAUCUAUGUAGGUAAACAGCUGCGUUUGCUCCACAAACARCAACAACAACAAACAGAUACAUAAACAGUAAACUAGAUACGACGUUCAACCCCCACGGCCAAACCCACCACCGCCAUUUCCACCCCAACUCAUACCACCACUACCACUACUUUUAAUAAAAGGGCAACAACGACAACAACAACGGCAACAGAGGCUCAUCUGUAACUGUAAACCCGCUCGCAAGUAUUUCGCAAUAUGGCUUUGGAUUUUGUGGCCACCUACAAGGUGUUGGUGCUCGGUGACUCCAACGUGGGCAAGACGUGCAUCGUGCACAGGUACUGCGAUGAGAAGUACUACGACACAUACAUCUCCACAAUCGGCAUUGACUUCAAACAGAAACUCAUCAAUCUGGACGGUGUGCCCAUAAAGCUGCAAAUCUGGGACACAGCCGGACAGGAGCGCUUUCGCACAUUAACCACGGCCUACUAUCGCGGCGCCAUGGGCAUUCUGCUGAUGUACGAUGUCACCAACCUGGAGAGCUACAACAAUUUGUCCUACUGGUUGCGCAACAUACAGGAGAACGCCUCGCCAGACGUGGUCAAGGUGCUCGCUGGCAACAAAUGCGAAUGCUCAACGACACAGCGCAUGGUGGACAAGGACAGAGGCGAAAAGAUUGCCGAAAACUUUGACAUGCCAUUUUUCGAGGUCUCUUGCAAAUCGAAUAUCAACAUUGAGGAAGCAUUUCUAUCACUGGCUCGCAAGAUACGCGAGCAGCGCGAGAGACGAGGCGACAAUUUCGACAAUGAUGAUAAACAGGACAAGAAGUCGCCCGGCUCGAAUGGCCUGGGCACCUUCAGUCUGGGCAGCUUGUCGGGCGAGAAUCGCUGCACCUGCUAAGCUCCCUGUAGGAGCGCUGGGACACCCUGAGCCGCUGCAGCCUG